Molecule: messenger RNA, 2018 nt
Organism: Camellia sinensis
Lineage: Eukaryota; Viridiplantae; Streptophyta; Magnoliopsida; Ericales; Theaceae
Product: putative L-gulonolactone oxidase 6
Cellular component (GO): membrane
Molecular function (GO): FAD binding; D-arabinono-1,4-lactone oxidase activity
Source: RefSeq, a predicted model, not a curated record
CUCUGUACACUAAUCUAAGCAAUUCUAUAAGCAAGAAAAAAACAUAAAAACCUCUACCAAAUCUCUCAUCAUUGGUCGAUUUACCAUCCAAGAAAACCAUGUUCCGCCUAUUUUUGUUGUUAAUAUUGAUUUGUAAGGUGUAUAGUAAUCCUCCAGAUGAUCCCAUCAAGUGUUCAUCAUCACCAACAAAGAAGUGCACCAUCACAAACUCCUACGGUGCCUUCCCUGACCGAACCCUGUGUCGUGCAUCCGACGUUGCCUACCCGACAACAGAACAAGACCUCAUCUCACUCGUUGCAUUGGCAACCAAAAACAAGAGAAAUAUCAAAGUAUCCACUCGCUUCUCUCACAGUUUGCCAAAGUUGGUCUGUCCUGACGGGGAAGAUGGGCUUGUCAUCAGUACCAAAUUUCUCAACAGGACUUUGGAGACUGACCAUCUGAGCAUGACCAUGAGUUUUGAGACCGGUGUGACAUUGAGAGACUUGAUUAGUGAGGCAGCCAAGGCUGGUUUGGCACUGCCUUAUGCGCCGUAUUGGUGGGGUGUGACUGUGGGUGGCAUGAUUGGAACAGGAGCUCAUGGAAGCAGCCUCUGGGGUGUUGGGAGUGCUGUUCAUGACUAUGUUGUUGGGCUCCGAAUCGUCACUCCGGCUGGACCUGAAGAUGGCUAUGCAAAGGUCUGGACCCUCAGCAAUGGUGACCCUGACUUGAAUGCAGCUAGAGUCUCUCUUGGAGUCCUUGGAGUUAUUUCACAGGUGACUCUCAGACUGCAACCCAUCUUCAAGCGAUCUAUCACCUUCUUAGAGAAGGAUGAUUCAGACUUGGGAGAUCAAGUGGGUAGCCUCGGCAAUCAACAUGAGUUUGCAGACAUGACAUGGUAUCCAAGCCAGAGAAAGGUGAUCUACCGGAUUGAUGACCGAGUCUCCUCGAAUGUCUCCGGCAAUGGCCUCAAUAAUUUCACCCCAUUCCGCUCCACUCUUUCAGCUGUAGUGGCAGCAUUAAGAACUGCAGAGGAGGUACAAGAGUUGAGAGGAGACGCUAAUGGGAAGUGUAUAGAUGGAAAACUUGCCACAUCAACUCUGAAGCUCACUGCCUAUGGCUACACCAACAAUGGUAUUAUAUUUACGGGAUACCCAGUAGUUGGGUAUCACAACCACCUCCAAUCCUCGGGAACUUGCCUUGAUAGCCAUGAGAAUGGAAAGAUCACAAUGUGCCCAUGGGACCAUAGGGUUAAGGGACUCUUCUUCCACCAAACCGCAUUCAGUAUUAGCUUAUCCAAUGUCAAGAGCUUUAUUCAAGAUGUGCAAAAACUAGUUGAUUUAGAGCCUAAAGCAUUGUGUGUCCUGGACUUGUACAAUGGAAUCCUCAUGAGGUAUGUCAAGGCCUCAAGUGCUUUCUUGGGCAAGCAAGAAGAUGGUGUAGACUUUGAUAUCACUUAUUACCGGAGCAAAGACCCAAUGACCCCUAGGCUUUAUGAAGACAUACUUGAGGAGGUGGAGCAGCUUGGCUUGUUCAAAUAUGGAGGGUUCCCCCAUUGGGGCAAGAAUCGAAAUGUGGCGUUUGAUGGUGCAAUCAAGAAAUACAAAAAUGUUGGAGAGUUCUUGAAGGUGAAGGCAAGGUAUGAUCCAUUAGGGAUUUUCUCUAGCAAUUGGACAGACCAAUUACUUGGAUUGAAAAAUGGAGUGACAAUGGUCCAGGAGGGUUGUGCUCUAGAAGGGUUGUGUGUAUGCUCUCAAGAUGUUCAUUGUGCCCCAAGUAAAGGCUACUAUUGUCGACCGGGAAGAGUUUACAAGGACGCAAGAGUUUGCACCAAGUUAAGUUAAGGAAUUUGAUAAUGUUCAUUCAAGGAUUAACUCAAAUUCAAAUUUAAAUAAUAUUCAUUUACAUAUGAAUGUCAAGAUUGAAUUUGAGAGGAUUGUCAUAGAUUUGAAACCACAAUUAUAUAUGAAAUACUUAUUUGAAAUUAUUCAAAUUAAGGAUUAUAAUUCUAUAUGAAUCUUAAUAAAAUAGUUUUGUUUCAA